Glycine soja is the source of this 2920-nucleotide messenger RNA. Its product is annotated as exocyst complex component EXO70E2-like. Gene Ontology annotation, biological process: exocytosis. The record is from RefSeq and is a predicted model, not a curated record. NCBI's taxonomy places the organism in Eukaryota, Viridiplantae, Streptophyta, Magnoliopsida, Fabales, Fabaceae. Gene Ontology annotation, molecular function: phosphatidylinositol-4,5-bisphosphate binding. Gene Ontology annotation, cellular component: exocyst. Bases 824 to 2719 code for a protein of 631 amino acids. The transcript has 2 exons.
GAACAAAAAGCCAAAUUGACUGGUACUUUCUCGUUAAUUUCUUCAAUUUUCAUUGUUUCGUUAAAUACUAGUGGCAUGUCCGUCAAAAGUCAAAAGCCACAUAUUGAUGAAAUUGUGUUGUUAGAAUAAUUAAUUAAUUACUUGCAGAGCAAAUCUCCUCCACAAUUUUUCUUUUUUUCUCUACCCAAGAGACUUCCUUUCAACUCAGAUACUCUUUGAUUCUCUUCAGGAAAACAUCAACUAAUUAAAAUCUAAUUUUGUCUUUGAUACUCUUUGUCCGCGGAAUUCACCACCCCCACCUUCUCAAUUUGUUUGCUUUCUGCUUUCUUACCUCUUUUUUCUCAGAUUUCAUUUGGUUGAUCCUUUCUUCAAUUCUUCUUCUGGUUUUGUAGUUGUUUUUUUAUCUGACUUGUGUUUCUAAAAUCCAUGAACCGUAUGUGAUUUCCAGUGUCUUUUUCUUUUUCCAGAUUCCAGAAGAGAAAAAAGAAAAAAAAUCCUUUUGUUUGUGUGAGACUGUAAGGAUCAAUUGGUUGAGUUCUCCAUUUCUUGUGGCAGUUUUGUUUGAGUUUUUUGAGUUUGGAGGUUGUGUUUGGUGUUGGUGGAUUACGUAUUUGAUUUUCAUCCCUUUUUCUUCCAUUAGUUGGGACUUGUUCUGGCUACUUUGUAUUUCAGGGUUCAAACUUUAAGGUUUAAAUCCACUUAUUGUUCCUUUGAGGACCAAAAAGCAUAUUCUUCAUUCUUACAAGCUACAACUUUUUUAACCUUUUCUUGUUUAAAGUAGUUCUGUGUGGAUUUCUUCUUGCUCUUUACAUUCUUUGCUGAGAUGGAAGAAAAUAAAUCUGUGAUUUCCACCUGUGAGCAAGAUCAACAUGUGGUUGCUGCUGCUCAGCACAUUUUGAAGGCACUAGCAGCAAGUAAGACUGUAUCUGAAGACUUGAGAAAAACCCUAUUGGAUCUUGAGACACAAUUGUCUUCAAUUUCCAUAGUCAAUGAGAGAAAACGAACAGGAAUCAAGCAAUUUGAGAGGCAGCUUAAGUGUGUUGAAGACAAGGUAAUGAAAUGGGAGACAAACCCUUCUUCCAAUGAGUCUUGUGAGUAUUUGAAAGUUGUUGGUGAAAUCCAAACACUGAUCCAGAGUUUGGAAAACUUUUCUGUGAAUGAAAAGGGGAAGCCUAAGGAACUUCUAAGGAGGGCCAAUGAAAUUCUGCAGGUUGCUAUGCCAAGCCUUGAGAAAGAACUAGUCCACAUUCUUGUCCAACAUAAGCAAUACUUUGAGCCUGAAUACAUGUCUUUCCAUUCUAAUAGAAUGGAUAUUGUUUAUGAUGAAUCGUUUCGUUUGGUCGAGGAAGAACAAAUCAACGAGGCCUCCCGAAGUAGUAGCAGUGCUAGCCGCCAAUCUGAGGCCAGCACUAUUGAUUUGGUGAAUCCAACAGUGCUUCAACAUCUCAAGAGCAUUGCUAGUUUCAUGUUUGGUUCAAAAUACCAUCAGGAGUUCUGUCAGGUCUUUGUUACAUCGAGGAGGGAUGCUUUGGCUGAGUAUCUUGUCAUUCUUGAGAUGGAAAAGUUAAGAAUUGAGGAUGUGAUAAAACUGGAGUGGCAUUGCUUGAACAACGAGAUAAAGAAAUGGAUUCGAGCCAUGAAGAUCAUUGUUCGGGUGUACCUCGUCAGUGAGAAACGAUUGUGUGAGCAAAUCCUUGGUGAUUUUGGAUCCUUUUAUCAAUGCUGCUUUUCUGAAAUUUCUCAGAGUUUCAUGCUGCAUCUCUUGAAUUUUGGUGAGGCCGUGGCAAUGGGAACACACACACCAGAAAAAAUGUUUCGGUUACUUGACAUGUAUGAGGUUUUGGAGCAUCUUGCUGUGGAUGUAGAUAUUUUGUUCUUUGAAGAAGUUGGUUCUUUUGUUAGGGGAGAGUUUCACAAGCUUCGAAGGAGCUUUGGUGAAUCUGUUAAGUCUACAUUUGUAGCAUUCAGAAAUGCUAUUGCAUCCAACCACUCAAAGACACCUUUUCCUCAAGGGGGUGUUCACCAUGUUACCAAAUAUGUCAUGAAUUACAUCAUGACACUAGGUGAAUAUGGUGACACCCUUAAUCUCCUUCUUGUUGAUGAAAGUUCAAUUGAUCCUGCAGGCAACAACAACAACAAACCUGACUUACCAUGUCUCUCAUUGUGUCCAACGGCUUGUCAAUUUCGCUCAAUCACCGCAACUCUAGAAUCCAACUUGAGCAACAAGUCCAAGUUAUACAAAGACAAGGCCUUGCAACAUGUUUUCAUGAUGAACAACAUUCAUUACAUGGUGCAAAAAGUUAAGUGUUCUGGCCUAAGUCAUUUCUUUGGCGAUCGCUGGCUUCGCCAGCACACUGCGAUGUACCAGCGCGAUGCACGGUGUUAUGAGAUGGUCUCUUGGGGAUCAUUGCUAUCCAUGCUCAAGGAAGAUAGUGUGUCAAAUUGUGUCUCACGGAGAACUCUUGAGAAAAAGUGCAAAGAGUUCUGCACUGCUUUUGGUGAAGUUUACAGGGUUCAGACAGAGUGGUUCAUCUCAGAUCUUCUACUUCGCGAGGAUCUACAAAUUUCAGUGUCUCAGAAAGUUGUUCCUGCAUACCGCACAUACACUGGGAAAAACUCAUAUAACAUUGCUGAGAAGUAUAUCAAGUACAGUGUAGAUGAUCUACAAAGUUAUAUUUUGGACCUUUUUCAAGGGUCACCAAAAUCUUUGCACAAGUGAAAGGGUCUUGAAUUCUUGAGUUUCAUUCUUUACUUAGAUCAUUGUAUAUAUUGCUUGUAAUUUGGCAUAGUGACACCAUGGUCUUAGUUUAUUAGCUUAGGGAGAGUGUUAUGUACUUGUUCUCCUUUGUCAUCAAGUUAAUAAAUGAAUAUGAUCUUACAUGUUGGUCAUUUGAAUGAAAAUGGUGAAUUUUAUCUUUUC